AUGAUACUUCCAAAACAUACGCGUUGGAAAAUAGUUGAAAAGAACUUGGAAGGCUUGUUAUCUAGAGUAAUUGCUAAACACUUGGGUGUUAGCAGGGCUUCUGUGGGUCGAGUUCUCAAGCAAUUUCAAAAGUAUGGCUGUGUUGAAGACUUACCAUCACUUUCAGGCCGAUCUAGUUUAUUAAACAUAGAUGAUAUCAAAUAUCUCAAAACUUUUAUGAAAGAAAAACCAGAUUGUCUUACGACAAUUUGGAGAGCUAUGCAUCGACUUGGAUAUACAAAUAAACAAGUAAGAAAUAAAGUUGAUAGAGAUAAUUUUGUUAUACGAAUAUCUCAAUAUACACUAAGUCAAUUAGUCUUUUCAGAUGAAUCUGCAUAUGAUCAAAGAACUUUAUCACGUUGUUAUGGUUGGAGUUUUUCAGGAUUACGUACUCAAAAAUAUAUAUUCUUUGUUAGAGAGAAACAAUUUACUAUUGAAGGUGUUUUAUGUAUCGAUGGUCUUUUGGCCUAUAGUAUUCAAGAAGGUUCAAUGAAUACUAAAGAUUAUGAUGAUUUUAUCGAAUUUGUUUUAAUUGAACAAACUUUUUUUUAUAUAAAAAAUUAUUUACAACAAAAUAAGAUUUGGGUUGAAUUAAUGCCUAAUCCUUUAGAAGUUUUAGAUCUUACUUGUAUGAUGAUUAAUAGAAAAUUAGCAUAUGCAUGUUAUCAAUAUUCUGUUGUUAAUAGAGAAAUUGUAUCAAUAGUAGAUGUAGAAGUAGAACCAAUUAUAGAUGUAGAGGUAGAAUUAACUAUAGAUAUAGAAAUAGAAUUAACUUCAGAUAUUAAAGUAGAAUUAAUUGAAUCAAUUGUAGAU
This is a messenger RNA of Scutellospora calospora, 852 nucleotides long. The record is from the annotation of a GenBank genome assembly. NCBI's taxonomy places the organism in Eukaryota, Fungi, Glomeromycota, Glomeromycetes, Diversisporales, Gigasporaceae.